Molecule: messenger RNA, 1934 nt
Organism: Phalacrocorax carbo (great cormorant)
Lineage: Eukaryota; Metazoa; Chordata; Aves; Suliformes; Phalacrocoracidae
Source: RefSeq, a predicted model, not a curated record
CCGGGCCGGGGCGCUCCACCACUCCUCCGCGGAGGGGUCGGCGGCACCGGGCAGCACCGGGCCCCGCCGGGGAGCUCCGGGCCCCGCCGGGGAGCACCGGGAACACCGCGCAGCACCGGGCCCCCCGGGGAGCACCGUGAGCACCAGCAGGACCGUGAGCGCCAGCAAGACCGUGACCACCGGCAGGACCGGGAGCACCGGGAGCACCGGGCCGGGCGGCUGCGCGGUCCCUCCCGCCCCGCCGCGCCGCGGCCUGCAGGCGCGGCGGGGACACCCCAGGCCGGUGACAUGGCGGAGGGGGGUGCAGGGGUGGCCAAGCGUGUGGCGACCCUCCUCUCCGGGCUGCUGGAGUGCGGGGCCUUCUGCGGCGUCAUCUUCGGCUGGGCCUCCCUCGUCUUCGUCCUCAAGGAUCUGCACUACUUUGCGGACCUGUGCCAGCCCAUCAACAGCUCCGGCCACAACUGGACUGACUGCAGCUGGCAGAGCGAGCAGUUCUCCCUCGUCUUCACCAUCGGCUCCUUCAUGAACAACUUCAUGAUCUUCCCUAUGGGCUUCAUCUUCGACCGCUUCGGCACCACCAUCGCCCGCCUCAUCGCCAUCUCUCUCUACACUGGCGGGACCCUGCUCGUUGCCUUCUCCACCCCAGAGCUGGCCGUGCUGCUCUUCCCAGCCAUGUCCAUGCUGUCAGUGGGCGGCAUCCUCCUCAUCCUCACCAACAUGCAGGUGGGCAACCUCUUUGGGAAGUACCGCUCCAUCAUCAUCACCUUCUACAACGGGGCCUUCGACUCCUCGUCCGCCAUCUUCCUCAUCAUCAAGGUGCUGUACGAGCACGGGCUGUCCCUGCGGGCCAUGUUCCUCUUCCUGGCAGCCUGCAGUGCCUGGCACCUGCUGCGCACCCUCUUCCUCAUGCCCCGCACCCACAUCCCCUACCCACUGCCCCCCGCCUACAACUACGGGCUGCGGUGCUCGAGGCGGUCCCAGUCCUACCGCACCUACGAGGAGAAGCGCCCGCCGGGGGAGGCCGGCCUCGAAGAGACCCCCCUGGAGCCCAGCGCCCCGAGAGGUGGCGGGGACCCCCCUGGGCCAUCCUUUGGGGCCUGCGUGUGCUCGUGGCUCUUCGCCUGGCACGUGGUCUGGCUCUCCGCCAUGCAGCUGCGCCACUACCUCUUCAUCGGCACCCUCAACCCCCUCCUCGACCACCUGGCCAGCGGAGAUCCCCACCAGGUGAGCACCUACACCAACGCCUUCGCCUUCACCCAGCUCUGCGGGGUGCUCUGUGCCCCAUGGAAUGGCCUCAUCCUCGACCGACACAAGCGGGGCAAGACCCCCCACCCUGAGGGAGCCCUGGGGGCACUGGCAGACCUGCGGGCGUCCAUCCUGUCGCUGGUGGUGACGGUGAUGCAGUGCGUGCUUUUCUCCAUCUGCGCGGCGGUGCCGAUGCUGCCCGUCCAGUUCGCCACCUUCGUGCUGCAGGUGGUCAGCCGCUCCUUCCUCUACGGGGGCAACGCCGCCUUCCUGGCCAUCGCGUUCCCCCCGAAGCACUUUGGGAAGCUGUACGGGCUGGCCAUGGCGCUGUCGGCGCUGGUGGCCCUGCUGCAGUACCCCUGCAUCGCCCUGUUGCGCGGGCCGCUCAACGGGGACCCCUUCUACGUGAACUUGGGGCUCAUCCCUGUAGUACUGGUGGCCUUUGGCAGUCCCGUGGUGGUGGCCCGCGAGUGCCGGCGGCGAGCCAAGGAGCUGGGGGCUGCCGGUACACCCCUCACAGCCCCCCCAGGCACUGAGACCCCCGACGAGAUGCCCCACUGAGCCCCACACCCGCCAGCUGCCGACCCAGCACCUGUGGCACACAAUUUUUCUAUUGGACUUGGCGUGGGGAUGCUGUGCCAGUGGAACGGGGUGUGUUUUGGUGGGGGAAUAAAUACUGAUGCCCCCUU